Molecule: messenger RNA, 1585 nt
Organism: Toxotes jaculatrix (banded archerfish)
Lineage: Eukaryota; Metazoa; Chordata; Actinopteri; Toxotidae
Gene: ghrhrl
Product: growth hormone releasing hormone receptor, like
Exons: 13
Coding region: 48-1295 (415 amino acids)
Biological process (GO): positive regulation of cell population proliferation; adenylate cyclase-activating G protein-coupled receptor signaling pathway; cell surface receptor signaling pathway
Cellular component (GO): plasma membrane
Molecular function (GO): growth hormone-releasing hormone receptor activity; G protein-coupled peptide receptor activity; peptide hormone binding
Source: RefSeq, a predicted model, not a curated record
AAAGAAAGCGCCACGCUAGAGGGAUCGGUGGAUACUGAGCCGUCAACAUGUCCCGUCUCCACAUCAGAGGGAUCUUUCUCACUCUGUGUUUGGCUCAAACUGCCUUAUCGAGUCUGCAUCCUGAAUGUGAGUACAUAUUUCAGCUGGAGAAAGAGGAGCAUCACUGCCUUCAGUACAUUGCAGCGCAGGACAACAGAAGCCAUGAAGGUUGUCAGCCAUUCUGGGAUGCAGUUGUCUGCUGGCCUCAUGCUGUCAUUGGAGAAACGGUCCAAAGAGGCUGUCCUGCAGUCUUCUCGCUCUUCAAAAACAACACAGGUUCAGUGAGCCGCAACUGUACCGCUGGAGGUUGGUCCAGGCCCUUUCCACCGUACCACAUUGCCUGCAGUGUGGAUGAUGAAAUUCCUGAGACCGAGGAGUCAUACUUUGCCACUGUGAAGCUGAUAUACACCAUCGGCUACAGCAUUUCUCUGGUGGUGCUGGUUGUUGCUGUGUUGAUCCUGUUGCUAUUCAGGAGGUUGCGAUGUGCCAGGAACUUCAUUCACACCCAGCUGUUCAUUACAUUUAUCCUGAAAGCUGUGGCGGUGUUCAUAAAGGAUACUACUUUGUUCUCAAGUGACGACAUCAACCACUGCACCCUUUCCACAUUUGCCUGUAAGGCCUCUGUGGUCUUCUGUCACUACUGUGUAAUGGCAAAUUUUUUCUGGCUCCUGGUGGAGGCGCUCUACCUCAAUUCCCUGCUACUCUCCUCCUUCUAUCACAGCCGCCGAUGCCUGUGGGGUCUCAGCCUGCUGGGAUGGGGUGUACCUGUGCUCUUCAUCAUCCUGUGGAUUGGAUCCAGGAUGUAUUUUGAGGACACAGAAUGCUGGGACAUCAACGAGGACUCGCCCUAUUGGUGGAUCAUCAAGGGACCAAUUGUUGUGUCUAUAGCGGUCAAUUUUAUGCUUUUCAUGAACAUCAUCAGAAUCCUAAUACAGAAGCUCAAUCCUCGGCUGAUCCAGUUCAAUAACUCCUCUCAGUACAGACGCCUGACUAAGUCCACCCUCCUCCUCAUCCCUUUGUUUGGUACUCACUACAUGUUCUUCAAUUUUCUGCCUGACUACUUCAGUGUUAACCUGCGCCUCUGUAUCGAGCUCUGCAUGGGAUCCUUCCAGGGGCUCCUUGUAGCAAUUCUCUAUUGCUUUCUGAAUCAAGAGGUCCAGAAAGAGGUCCACAUGCAGUGGCUGAGAUGGCAGGAGAGGAGCUAUGGGGUGGUGUCACCUGCUGCAAAAGGCAGCCAGAUGGACACGCCCUUCUAGAGCAUCCUGUUACGACUUGACCUUCUUUCUGUCGGAUCCAACUGUACGUGAUCAUCUUUAAUGGGCUGUACAUUAUGCACGAUGUCAGUGGCUGCUGGCCAUGCACCAUCGAAUCCUAAACAGGUCUGUAAGUUUUCAUUCAGUAGCACUCUGCAACACAGUGUUUCAAUGGCUGUUCCCAUCAAAAAAUUGAUGUGAACUUUCCAAUUGAGAACGAGUCCAGGACAUGCACACAUCUCAAGGCAGCAUAUGCAUAGUGGUGAUGUGGAGUGCAGCCUAAUACAUGAAAA